AUGACUACGCUGGAGAUGCUGCCAGCACGGACUCUGGCCGAGGUGAAUGAGUUUGAGAGGCUCCUCAAGGAGAAUGCGUCCUUGCAGGAUAUCGUUAACUACACGCUCACUCACCGUGUCCGGUUAAUUCGCCCCGUUGUCAGCUAUGAUACUUCAGCGCUGGCUUUAAGCUUCAUCCCUGCUGUUAGAGAUACAGCUGGCGAGAAGUCCAAUGCCAGCUACUCAUAUCAGCAUCUACGUAGCGAUCUCUACGAUAUCGUGACUGAAGCUGGCUGCCAGCUGGAGGCACGGUACACUGUUCCAUCGGCGCACGUUACAAUUGCACGAUUUGUGCGCCCAGUUGGAUGGCCUGAUAAUGAAACUGAGGAGCCGGUUUUCUUUACUAAAAGAGCUCACGAGCUUGUUGCUGCAAUUGAGGACAUCAAUCGAGAAUUAAAAUCAGAUGAUUGGAAGCGAUUUGGCAACCCGUCGCGGGGCGAGUGGGUAGUCGGACAAGAGAAAGGACUGGAGUUGAUGAAAGGUCGAUCCUGGUAUGGAAAGGGCGAAAGUAUUCUCCUCGGCGAAGGUUUCUCGUGA
Messenger RNA from Penicillium daleae, 576 nucleotides. RefSeq lists its product as uncharacterized. The record is from RefSeq and is a predicted model, not a curated record. The transcript has a single exon. Lineage: Eukaryota; Fungi; Ascomycota; Eurotiomycetes; Eurotiales; Aspergillaceae. Bases 1 to 576 code for a protein of 191 amino acids.